Messenger RNA from Eruca vesicaria subsp. sativa (arugula), 357 nucleotides. The record is from the annotation of a GenBank genome assembly. NCBI's taxonomy places the organism in Eukaryota, Viridiplantae, Streptophyta, Magnoliopsida, Brassicales, Brassicaceae.
AUGACGUAUUACCAAAUAAAACCCAUUUACAUAUGGACAUGGACCAUCAAUGGUCUACCCGCCCUUUUUACAGCUCUACUCAUAGGAAAUGUUACUCGUAUUGAAGCAAGGAGCCACAACUUGGACAUGUUUAUGCAUUUAGAUGUUGACACUGAGGUUUAUCCGUUGGCUGUUGGUGAUAAGUUCACACGGGUUAUGGCUCCAACGCUUAAUCUAGAUGGAACUUCUGAUACUGGAUAUUAUACUCCGAUAACAAAAGGAGCAAAGAAAACGCUUGCUGGUAAGUAUGAAUGCGUGAUGCACGGGAAGCUUUAUAUAUCAGCUUGCAUUAAAAGAUUAUCUCGAUAUAAGUUGUAA